Oncorhynchus mykiss (rainbow trout) is the source of this 1175-nucleotide messenger RNA. RefSeq names its product nanos homolog 3-like. Gene Ontology annotation, molecular function: zinc ion binding; RNA binding. Lineage: Eukaryota; Metazoa; Chordata; Actinopteri; Salmoniformes; Salmonidae. The record is from RefSeq and is a predicted model, not a curated record.
GAACCAUGGCAUCGUUUAGUUAUCAACUCCAACACCUACCGAAAAUGGAGUCCGAAAAUAAGAGUUUCCAACUGUGGCGGGACUACAUGAAGCUAGCGGACGCAGUGCGGGAGAUGAAGAAAGGGAACUUCACAUCAGAACCGUCAACCGUUGACGGUCAUCACUCCAGUAUAUGCUCGACCAUGGUGGAAUUUGAACAGUUCCCGUCGCGAGCCUUGCUGUCACCGAUAGCACCGGUGGCGACACCACCUCUAAGGCACGAAAAGGAACCCCUGGAUUCCAAAAUUGGCCCCUUGCGUAAAGACGCUCCUUUACAUCCGAGCAGCAGCGAGGGUCCCACGACUCCUACAGCAGCGUCCAGACCCUCCGUGGGGACCCGGGUCCAGAGGGAGAGAAAGAAGGCGACCCGCUCCAAGAUACCGGAGGGAGUGCCAUCACCUGAGUGCCAGUCCUGCAGCUUCUGCAAACACAACGGGGAGUCUGAGUCUGUGUUUGGGUCCCACAGUCUAAAGGACCAGGAUGGGGGCGUGGUGUGCCCGUACCUGCGGCAGUAUGUCUGUCCUCUAUGCGGGGCCACCGGGGCCCAAGCCCACACCAAGCGCUUCUGUCCCCGGGUCGAAACCACCUACAACUCUGUCUAUGUCAAGUGAUAGAAGCGCUAACUCUGGUCCAGGCCGUUACUGCGCUACCCUCUAGACCUACUAACAUAGUCAACUUGUUGUUGCGAGAUGGGUGGGACCAGAGCUAGAGAAGCGCUGGAGAGACUUCAGGCUGUUGUUUUGCAGACUUUCUUUAGCGUCUCUAGCACUGUAUGCGGACAAUUGUAAGAGGAUUUAGGUGUGGAUAUUUAGUUUAGAAGUCUUUUGGAAUAGCCUGACUAGUCUGUAGACUGUGUCAUAGCCUGACUAGUCUGUAGACUGUGUCUGUUUAUCGUGUGAUUUGAUUUAUUUAUUUACUUUUUCUCGUGUGUUUUCAACUUUUUUCACUUAUUUCAAUGUAUUUAUGACGUGUGGGUUUUCAUUAUUUGCAUGCCCGUGCACUUGUUCUUUUCAACACAUGUUGGGUUUGAGUUUUCUGUUUUCACUUUAAAGUGUAAAUGUCUCUGUCUGUCUGUCUGACCAAACUAACUGCGUAUUUAUAUGUUGCUGUGAGAUUUUGUAAAACCUCCCAACCUC